This is a messenger RNA of Mollisia scopiformis, 840 nucleotides long. RefSeq lists its product as uncharacterized. Bases 70 to 696 code for a protein of 208 amino acids. NCBI's taxonomy places the organism in Eukaryota, Fungi, Ascomycota, Leotiomycetes, Helotiales, Mollisiaceae. The transcript has a single exon. The record is from RefSeq and is a predicted model, not a curated record.
GGAGGAGCUAACCUCUUUGGAACGGGAGUGAAAAUAAUCGCUCAUGCGGAAACAGAGAGACACUUGCUCAUGACGCCCGACCCCAAUCGACCACUGCCAACAGAGACAUUCUUACACAAUCGUACAUUGCAUGUUGGAAACCAGACUUUAGAGUUGGCAUACCUGGGUGAAGCUCACAUGGCCGGAAAUAUCUUCAUAUAUGCUCGUGUCCAGAAAGUCCUCGUCCUUAUCGACGUUGUCUUUCCCGGCUGGCUCCCAUUCGCCAGUCUAGGAGAAGCAAAGAAUAUUCCGGCAUACUACCAAGCCCAUGACCAAAUAUUGCAGUACGACUUCGACCAUUAUAUUGGGGGGCAUGUGGGCCGGGCCGGCAACAGAACGGAUGUGCUCAUUCAGCAAGAGUAUAUCCUAGACUUGAUGCACAAUUGCGAGCAGACACUCAACGAGAGCGCGACAAACAAUUCCAUGAUCGGAGCUGCUGCCCUCCUUGGCCCAGUCUCUACAAAGAAUCCCGGCAAUAAAUGGGCGGCCUUCAAAGUAUAUCUUGAUGUAUUGGGCCAGUACUGCGCAAACAUAACCAACGAGAAAUGGCUUGGCAGAUUGGGAGCCGCUGAUGUCUUCGAGUACGAGAAUGCUGGGGCAGUCUUCGAGAGCCUGCGCAUCGACUAUGGGAUAUUGGGUCCUUUUGGAAUCUCGUAGUUGGAGGCGCGCUUCGCGAGGGAACCUAUUGAUCGAGGAGGCGGUGCUCAGAGGAGGUUAUUUGACGGAUGCAUAGGUGGUGGUAACAAAGCAGAGCUGAUAACCAAUGCAAAUGACGCCUCUGUUGACAUAAUGCUGCCGGUC